Molecule: messenger RNA, 984 nt
Organism: Dufourea novaeangliae
Lineage: Eukaryota; Metazoa; Arthropoda; Insecta; Hymenoptera; Halictidae
Gene: Naa60
Product: N-alpha-acetyltransferase 60
Exons: 2
Coding region: 163-984 (273 amino acids)
Biological process (GO): N-terminal peptidyl-methionine acetylation
Cellular component (GO): Golgi membrane
Molecular function (GO): protein-N-terminal amino-acid acetyltransferase activity; histone acetyltransferase activity
Source: RefSeq, a predicted model, not a curated record
AGAAAUAGAGUCAUUCGGUGAAGAGUGGAGGAGGGAUAGAAACAAAAUGUCUACUGAUCUCGAUAUGUUUACCAUGUUUACUAGCAAAAGUUUAUAUACAACGAGAGAUGCUUGACAUUGCUAAAGAAAUGAUUAAUGAAAUGAUUAAAAAAGUGAGGCGUGAUGGCCGUAUCUUUUAAUCGAUAUCUUAUUUUACCGGAAAUUGAGAAAAGUGAAUUUAGAAUAUCUCAAGAAAAUAAACAUAAAUAUACGGAUGAUAUUACGAGAAACUUGCCUAAUGAACAAAAAACCUCCGUGACACCGGCAACUGUUCCCUUAUGUGUCCUGGGUGAUGUUCAGUUGCGUUUCCUCUGCCCAGACGACUUGGAGGAAGUACGGGCACUUUGUCAAGAUUGGUUCCCUAUUGAUUACCCUUAUUCAUGGUAUGAAGAUAUAACAAGUUCCUCACGGUUUUAUGCCCUUGCAGCUGUGUAUGGUGGAGUUAUUAUUGGACUUAUUGUUGCGGAGAUAAAGCCUUAUGCCAAACUUAACACAGAGGAUCGUGGUAUUUUGUGUUCAAGUUUAGGAAAAGAUUGUCUAGUAGGUUACAUUCUUAGUUUAGGGGUGCGUCGUGCAUACAGAAGAAAUGGAAUUGCUUCAUUAUUGUUGGAACAAUUACUUGCACAUGUUACUGCUCCAGAACGUUCUUCUGUGAAAGCAGUCUUCCUACAUGUUUUAUCUAGCAAUUCACCUGCGAUUUUAUUUUACCAGAGAUGUCAUUUUCGAUUACAUAGUUUCUUACCAUAUUAUUAUUCAAUUCGCGGUAAAUGCAAAGACGGCUUUACAUAUGUCCUUUAUGUAAAUGGAGGACAUGCACCAUGGGGCAUUUGGGAUUGGUUGCGUCACAUAGCUAGUGCAAUGGCUAGUCUUGGACCAUGCAGAGUUCCACGAUGGAUUUGGCAGCGUCUUCUUUGGGCUACUACUAUUCUUUCAUAUCAGAGAUGA